UAGCUACUAUAUUUGACAUGACGUGUAACGCAAAAGGCUUUGUUUCAUGGCAAGACUAGUUUUUUUAACAAGAAAAGGGAGGUGAAGAAGAAAUAGUUGGGUUGAGCAGAAUAUAGACUGAGAGAGACUAUAUCUACAAAAUCUCCUUUCCAUCAGAAAUCCGCCUCAGCAGAUUCCCCAAUCUCUCUUCUUUCCCUCAAGCUAAGAAUAAUCACAUAUUCGAUGAUGCUAUUCUUCUUCUUCUUCUCUUCUAUGCCAACUUGUCUCAUCUCUUUCUUCUUGCCCCCCACCCCCAUUCUUCUUCUCUUCAUGCCAUGCCUUGUUCAACUGCCAAUCAGCCUGCUUUCCCAUAUGAGAGGAAAAAAUCUUCAAAGUUUAUCAGAUGGCUCAGUAACCUUUUCAAGGGCAAUAGGGGUGGACUAGGAGAGGACAACAUGGCACUCACACCACUGGAGGAUGACUCUUGGGGUAGUAAAGAGAAAGAGGAAGUAGAUCAAUCAAUUGCACGCUCUCUAGCCAAAGAUUCAAAGAGACCAAAUGGACAGAGACCGGUAACUGACAACGAUGCACGAAAUAGCCUAAACUCAUCCACAGAACCUCCAUAUUGGGACUACAAUGCCAGAGGUUGUAGGAAAUGUAGUGGCUGCCAGGGGGAUAUUGGUUCUGGCAAUUAUUUGGGAUGCAUGGGAACUUUCUUUCAUCCAGAGUGCUUUCUUUGUCAUGCAUGUGGUUUUCCAAUUACGGAGUACGAGUUUUCUUUGUCAGGGAAUAAUUCUUAUCAUAAGUCAUGCUUCAAGGAACUGACUCAUCCCAAAUGCGAAGUGUGCCACCAAUUUAUCCCAACAAAUGGAGCUGGACUGAUAGAGUAUAGAUGCCACCCGUUUUGGUCUCAGAAAUAUUGUCCUUCCCACGAGAAUGAUGACACUAAAAGGUGUUGUAGCUGUGAACGUCUCGAGUCACGUAAUACAAGAUAUGUAUCACUUGGAGAUGGUCGGAGCUUAUGUCUAGAGUGCAUGGAAUCGGCCAUCGUGGACACUGGGGACUGCCAACAACUUUACCACGCCAUUAGAGAUUUUUAUGAAGGCAUGAAUAUGGCAAUAGAUCAGCAAAUUCCUAUGUUGCUUGUUGAAAGACAAGCCCUUAAUGAAGCCAUCGAAGGGGAGAAGCAUGGUUUCCAUCAUAUGCCUGAAACCAGAGGUCUAUGCCUAUCGGAGGAGCAGACAGUGACCAGUAUACUCAAGAGGUCGAAAAUGGCUGUUCGUGGACUAGUAGGACUCAGAACACAGCCUCAGAAGCUCACUAGAAAAUGUGAAGUUACAGCUAUCCUUGUCUUAUACGGGCUUCCUAGAUUACUUACUGGUGUUAUUCUUGCUCACGAACUGAUGCAUGCCUGGUUACGUCUAAAAGGAUUCCGUAAUCUUAGCCCUGAGGUGGAGGAAGGAAUAUGCCAAGUGCUUUCUCAGAUGUGGCUUGAAUCGGAAGUGAUGCCUCGAUCCAGAAAUAUGCCAUCCACAUCCACUGCUUCCUAUUCCAAGAAAGGUGGGAAGUCUGAAGUGGAGAAUAAGUUGGGUGAGUUUUUCAUGCAUCAGAUCACUCAUGAUGCUUCUCCAGCAUAUGGUGCAGGAUUCAGAGCUGCUAAUGCAGCAGCAAAUAAGUAUGGAUUGCGACAUACGUUGGAUCACAUUCGGUUGACAGGGAGUUUUCCUUUGUGAUGAGGCGAUCUGGAUUAGCUUCACCACCCCCACUCCCACGCCCCCCCCCCCACCCACCCCAGCUCCGGCCUCCCCCCUCUUCCUUUUUUUUGAGGGGUCUGUUUUGGAUUUCUGAUAAAGUUCUCGGAAUAUCUUAGAAAUUAGGGAGUUUCGCCAUGAAAUAUUAACUAGAAAAAUGUCUUGAAAAUGGGCGUCUGGUGCAUUUGGGACUGCAAGAAAGAUCACAGUUGAAUGAAUGCUCCAGGAUCAUUUCCAAUAUUGUUGUGAACGAAAUCCUACUUUAAGCAUUGUACCUCUCACAGUUGUUAUUUUUGGAGUGUGUACUACAGAAGAGUGAAUUAAGUUGUGUUCA
Lycium barbarum (goji berry) is the source of this 2064-nucleotide messenger RNA. RefSeq names its product protein DA1-related 2-like. The transcript is spliced from 12 exons. The record is from RefSeq and is a predicted model, not a curated record. Bases 315 to 1712 code for a protein of 465 amino acids. Gene Ontology annotation, molecular function: ubiquitin binding. NCBI's taxonomy places the organism in Eukaryota, Viridiplantae, Streptophyta, Magnoliopsida, Solanales, Solanaceae.